Molecule: messenger RNA, 1526 nt
Organism: Ctenocephalides felis (cat flea)
Lineage: Eukaryota; Metazoa; Arthropoda; Insecta; Siphonaptera; Pulicidae
Product: delta-1-pyrroline-5-carboxylate dehydrogenase, mitochondrial-like
Cellular component (GO): mitochondrial matrix
Molecular function (GO): L-glutamate gamma-semialdehyde dehydrogenase (NAD+) activity
Source: RefSeq, a predicted model, not a curated record
AUGAAUGCCUUCUUCCUGAAGGAAUUAACUAAAUACCAACCAAUUAGCGAAGAUUUGAGUGUUACAAGGAAUUCUAUGCGUUUCCGAGGUAUUGAUGGAUUUAUUGCUGCUGUUAGUCCUUUCAACUUUACCGCUAUUGGUGGUAAUUUGGCCUAUACACCAGCUUUAUGUUGACUGUUUUAGGGCAAUGGUGUAUUAUGGAAACCAUCAGAUACAGCUUUACUGUCAAAUUGGAUCAUAUUCAAGAUCAUGCGUGAGGCUGGUCUUCCACCAGGUGUUGUCAACUUUAUCCCUUGUGAUGGUCCUGUAUUUGGUGACACUGUCACUGCCUCUCCUCAUUUAGCUGGCAUUAACUUCACAGGAUCAGUACCUACUUUCAAUCGUUUGUGGACUCAAGUGGGUCAAAACAUUAACUCAUACAUCAACUUCCCACGUUUGAUUGGAGAGUGUGGUGGUAAGAAUUACCACUUUGUUCACCCAUCAGCCGAUGUAGCAUCUGUAGUGGCUGGAACCAUUAGAUCAGCAUUUGAGUUCUGCGGACAGAAGUGCUCAGCAUGCUCUCGUGCCUACAUACCUGAAUCUCUGUGGCCAAAGAUCAAACAAGGUCUUCUCUGCACCAGAGACACAUUGAAAGUAGGUGAUCCCAAAGAAUAUGAUACAUUUAUGGCAGCCGUUAUUGAUGAGAAGGCUUACUGCAGAAUAAAGGGUUACAUAGACCAUGCUUGCAAAUCAGAACAUGUAGAAGUACUGGCUGGUGGUAGAUGUGAUGAUAGCACCGGCUAUUUCAUUGAGCCUACCAUUGUGCAAACCAAGGAUCCCUACGAUAAGCUGAUGACUGAAGAAAUAUUUGGCCCUGUGUUGUGCAUUUAUGUAUACCCGACAAAAUGUGGAAAAACCUUGCAGUUAGUAGGAACUUCCACCAAAUUUGCUCUGACUGGAGCUGUAUUUGCUAAGGAUGAGGCAUUCUUGAAACAUGCUUUAGAAGAAUUGAAAAUGACAGCUGGCAACUUUUAUCUUAACGAUAAAUCUACUGGAUCUGUUGUUGGACAGCAGCCAUUUGGUGGUGGUAGAAUGUCAGGUACUAAUGACAAGGCUGGUGGUCCCCAUUAUGUCUUGCGCUGGACUACUCCUCAAUCUAUCAAGGAGAUUGUUCCAAUCACAUGUGUCGACUAUCCAUACAUGAGAGAAUAAGCUGCCAAAUCCCCCCCAAAGCACCCACACCAUAACAAUAAUUCAAUGGACACUAAACCAAAGAUGCGUGUUACAAAUACUCUGUUCAAGAUCUCGAUCAUAAAAUUUGCACACAGUCCGGUUCACUUUUGAUUUCUAUUAUUCAGUAACUAUUUUAUCUUUACCGCGCACUUGGAAAAUAACAGGUGAAUCAAAGAAAUUGAUUUUAGUAAUUAUUUUUCUUGUUAUAUAAAUAAAAGAAUAUUAUAGUAACAUUUUGUCCAUUAAAAAUAUUAAUUUUACCUAGGAAGCAAUAUCAAGUAUUCAUUCAAGUCAAAUUUGAAGACAUUUAUUAA